UUAGGAGCAUUAAAAUGAAAUAUAAGGGAGAAUUAAGGCGCUUAUAAGAGCUAUUAGCCGACUCCAAUUUCCAAAGAACGUUACGCUCCAUUUCAAGAAACAAGAAACGGUUACAGAUAAUCUCCAAAUAAGUACUCUGUUUGUUUACUCUGCAAAUCAAGAUUCCGAAAUGGCGACUCCACCGGAGAAAAAGCCGAAACUGGACCUGGAUCUGAUCGAAUAUUCCGAGAUGGAGGCUCCGCCGGUGAAGAAGGCGGAACUGGACCUGAGCAACUAUUCCGAAAUGGAUACUCCACCGGAUAAGAAGGCGGAACUGGACCUGAGCAACUAUUCCGAAAUGGAUACUCCACCCGAGAAGAAGGCGGAACUGACCAUGAGCUACUUUUCCGAAAUGGUGUCUCCGCCGGAGAAGAAGGAGGAAUCGAAGCCGAGGGGUUUUGUACACGAAGCUAUGAUCGAAGCGAUCCUCGCAAAAGUACCAGUCAAAUCUCUGGUAAGGUUCAAAUCCGUUUCUAAAUUCUGGGGAUCUUUAAUUUCAGACUCUACUUUCCCUAAUCUCCGAUCAAUUUUUCCCCACAACGUCCUUGUACUCAACGAAAACUCCCAUUUUAUAACUGCCGACCGUGCUGCAAAGAGAUUAGUUACUCUUAAUUCACCAUUUGCCACACCACAUACGACGAUUAUGGGUUCUUGCGGUGGGCUCAUUUGCAUUUCAUGUACUGGUAAUCUCGAGAGCAUCAUCAUAUGGAACCCAUUGACGGGAAAGAUUAGAGAGGUGCCGAAUCCAUCCUGCCCACUGGAUUCCGAUGAUUGCUCUUUUGGGUUUGGGUACAAGUCUUCGGCUAAAGACUAUAACAUAGUUUUAGCAGUAGAAGAACGUCAUUCUGAAGACUGUUUCUAUUCUGUUAAUGUUUUUUCCCUCAAAGAGGAUCGCUGGGAAGUAGUAUAUUCUGCUACUAAUCCUAAGCCUGAGGAUACUAUUGUCGGUGAAGCCGGAUACGGGACGCGAGGGACACACAUUGACGGAGUUUUAUACUGGAACAUUCAAGGAGUAGUGCACUCUUUCAGUUUAGAGUCGAAGAUGUUUUCAAUCUUGCCCCCACCAAGAGGUGAGGGCCAUUUAAGCGCAUUGGAUGGGCUUAGCUUUACGGACUCAUCGGGAAUUUACACUCUCAAUGGUUUCGGUGCUGUGGAUGCCUGGGUGAAUAUUAUUCCAUUCACUGCCAACGAUGUUGAUGUUCAACCUUUGCACGUGACAGAGUCAGAUGAUAUGAGGCCUCUGUACAUGGAUAGUGAACGAAUCAUUAUCGCCAAGAGAUUCCUCGACGAUACCUUUGAAGAUAUUGCUGCCAUCUCGGUCCCCGGCGGUGAAAUUCACACUCUGUUCCAAAUCGGUGAGGGCCGGAGAACAUGUGAUGCUAUUACGUAUCUUGAAGAUAUUGUUGAUCCAAAUAAGUUGAUUUCAAGGGUUAAAUCGACUGAACUAUCCCAGCAUUCACUUGUUCCAACCUCUUCUCGUAGCUAAGCAAAAUAUCCCGUACUUCGAGCCAACUCAGUUCUUUUUUUUCCAUUCACUUGAUGUGUUACUGGAUUCUAUUCCUGUGAAUUCAUACCUGUGAGGACCUAAGCAACCAGAUCAUCAACAGGUAAUCCAUCCUGCUAUGUUUGGUUCAUUCAUUUCAAUCAUUAUGAAUAUUUGAUCAUAUUUGCCACAUAUAUGACAAGUUGAUUUUGAGUUGCAGUUAAAAUUGUACAUUCUUUAGCAUCCUCUUUCUCUAAAUCUACAUGAUUUGCAUAAGCACUUUAACCUCUGCCUUGCCAUGAGUUGUAGUUGCUUGUUUGUUGAAAUUCUUGACAAUGAGUCCUUGGUCCAUAGUUCAAAUGAUUAUGAUGAUUUUUGUUUCAAAUGAUUAUGAUGAUUUUUGUCUCGAUUGCUCCAACUUACUGAACUAUUCCAGCGUUCACUUGUUCCAACUUCUUCUCGUAGCUAAGCAGAAUAUACCGUACUUCGAGCCAACGCAGCUCUUUUUUUCCAUUCGCUUGAUGUGUUACUGGAUUAUAUUCCUGUGAAUUCAUACCUAAGAGGACCAGAGCAACCAAAUCAUCAACAGCUAAUCCAUCCUGCUAUGUUUGGUUCAUUCAUUUCAACCUUUGUGAGGCUCAUAAAUUUCUAUAUUCAGCGAAACCAUUGAGUAAGAAUGGUGUAUAUACAUAUACUGUUGUUCCAUUACCUCUUCCUACAUAAGUUCUCCCUUAUCAUCGAUAAGCACAAUACGCAUGCCAUUGCAUCCACUAGGCAUCGCGUAUCUUCCUUUAUGGGGCUAGAGAUUCUGUCUCAUUCAUUCGUAUGUUUUAUAAGUAUCUUGCAAAUGCCACCCUAUAGGCUACAUAUCUGCAACUAUGUAUAUUUACACAUAUAUCUCUUUCACCUUUCAAGAAAGGCUUCCCAUGGCUUUCGCUUUCUCCCUCAGAAUAAACUUCUGCACUUUCCCGGUUGAUGUUUUAGGCAAAUCCUCAAAAACGACUGUCCGAGGGGCCAUACAAUGGGGCAACUGGUCGCGACAGAACUUUAUUAUAUCUUCCUCGCUCACAUCAAAUCCUUCUUUUAGCUUCACAAAUGCACAAGGUGUUUGUCCCCAAUGAUCAUCUGGCCGUGCCACUACUGCUGCCUCAAAAAUUUCAGGAUGAUAAUGUAAAACUUUCUCCACUUCGACUGUACAUAUAUUCUCUCCACCAGAAAUUAUAAUAUCCUUCAACCGGUCCUGCACUUCUAUAGAACCAUCAGAAUGUCUCACUGCAAGAUCCCCCUUCGAAACCAUCCGCCUUAGCUUUCAAGUCUUUAAGGUACCCACUCAUGAUAGUGUUUCCUCGGAACAUGAUCUCACCUAUUGUUUUACCAUCAGCCGGCACACUUUCAUCGGUUAUCGGAUCUUUCACAUCAACAUCUUCCAAGCCAAAUGAUCUGUGGUGGUGGUGGAGAGCAAGCUUAAGACAGCGACCAUAAGUCUGACUCCAGCAAUACUUCACAUCACCAUAUACAACCGAAGUCCUGUCUCUAUAAACCUUGGCUGCAGCUCUCUCCAGGAAAGUUAUAGGAGACAAAGGAACGUAAUUUGCUGGGCUGCAAACAAGACCCUCCAGAGAAUUCCAUGACUCGGCUUCAACAAACCACCAAAACGUGACUGUAAUUUGUGGGAAUUUUGAUUCAAAUCUUUUGAAAGUGGCACAGAUAAAACGGGUCCCAAGGAACUUAUUAAAAAACACUUGGAUGAGUUGUUAAAGUUCGUAUUAAGUGGGUUCAUGAGAUUGAAUGAUAAAACUAGCUUUUCCAAA
Mercurialis annua (annual mercury) is the source of this 3333-nucleotide messenger RNA. Its product is annotated as F-box/kelch-repeat protein At3g23880-like. The record is from RefSeq and is a predicted model, not a curated record. The coding region runs from base 170 to 1525 and encodes 451 amino acids. Gene Ontology annotation, molecular function: protein binding. NCBI's taxonomy places the organism in Eukaryota, Viridiplantae, Streptophyta, Magnoliopsida, Malpighiales, Euphorbiaceae. The transcript is spliced from 2 exons.